Messenger RNA from Aureobasidium pullulans EXF-150, 462 nucleotides. Its product is annotated as LexA/Signal peptidase. The coding region runs from base 1 to 462 and encodes 153 amino acids. Gene Ontology annotation, cellular component: membrane; mitochondrial inner membrane peptidase complex. NCBI's taxonomy places the organism in Eukaryota, Fungi, Ascomycota, Dothideomycetes, Dothideales, Saccotheciaceae. The record is from RefSeq and is a predicted model, not a curated record. Gene Ontology annotation, molecular function: serine-type endopeptidase activity. The transcript has 2 exons.
AUGGCUUACAUUAGCAUGCACAUCUUCUUCGACCACUUCUUUACCUGGAGGGCAACAUGGGGUCCAUCAAUGCUUCCCACCCUGAACGCAAGUGGCACGACCGUCAUCAUAUCCAAAUAUUACCGUCGCGGACGGGGCAUUGAGGUCGGCGACAUGGUCUCGUUCAAGCAUCCCGUUCAAAGCGAAAUGAAUGCCAUCAAGAGAGUGAUUGGUAUGCCCGGUGACUUUGUGCUAAGGGACACACCUGAUCAAGGAGAUGGUACUAUGAUACAGGUCCCAACUGGUCAUUGUUGGCUUGUCGGCGACAAUCUGCCUGCCUCACGCGACUCGAGAAUUUACGGUCCCGUCCCUCUAGCUCUUAUCAAGGGCAAGGUCAUCGCUCUCUGGAAUAACUGGUUAGAGUUUCCUAAAUCUGUCCAGCCCGCUUUUCAGGACGUCCAGGACGUCCAGGACGAGGGUUGA